AUGGUGUGUCGUCUUAAAAAGUCACUCUAUGGUUUGCGGCAGGCGUCUAGGCAACGGUAUGCCCGCUUAACUGCUGCUUUGAAUUUUAAGGGGUUCUCUCAUUCGCUCAACGACUACUCUUUAUUCUAUAAAAAGGCUGGGGAUUCUAUUUCUUUGGUCGCUCUUUAUGUGGACGAUAUUCUACUUACUGGGAAUAAUUUUCAAGAAUUACAGGACCUCAAACAGUUCUUAGACUCUGAAUUCACGAUUAAAGAUUUAGGAAACUUAUCUUUCUUCUUGGGCAUGGAGGUUCUACGUGAGCCAUCAGGAUUGAUUCUGAGCCAACGCAAGUUUGUGCUUGAGCUUUUGGCUAAGUUUCACUACUUUGAUCUCACUCCUGCCACUUCCCCCCUCGACCCUUCUUGCAAAUUAUUCUCUGGCGUUGGGGAGCCUUUACCUGAUCCAUCUCUUUAUCGAUGUUUGUUGGGAAAGCUCAAUUUUUUAACACACCCACGCCCUGACCACUCUUUUACUGUCCAACAUCUUAGUCAAUAUAUGCAGGACCCUCGUCUUCCUCACAUUUCCGCUGCUAAACACUGCCUUCGCUCUCUCCUCAAUGACCCUGGUUUAGGGAUCUUUCUUAAUUCCUCUCCCUCUCUUGACCUUCUUGCUUUUUGUGAUUCCGAUUGGGGUACUUGCCCUGACUCCCGGUGCUCCGUCAGUGGCUUCUUCAUAAGUCUGGGUGGUAGCCCUGUUUCUUGGAAAUCCAAGAAACAGCCUUCCGUCUUUUUUUCCUCUGCCAAAGCCGAGUAUCGCUCGAUGCGUCGUGUUGGGCUGAGCUUACCUGACUUGUUCGUCUCUUGGAUGACCUUUCCGUUUCUCCUUCUUUGCCUGUUCCCCUUCUUUUUGAUAGUCAAGCUGCGAUCCACAUAG
This is a messenger RNA of Nicotiana attenuata, 912 nucleotides long. RefSeq lists its product as uncharacterized. The record is from RefSeq and is a predicted model, not a curated record. The transcript has a single exon. Bases 1 to 912 code for a protein of 303 amino acids. NCBI's taxonomy places the organism in Eukaryota, Viridiplantae, Streptophyta, Magnoliopsida, Solanales, Solanaceae.